This is a messenger RNA of Condylura cristata (star-nosed mole), 4325 nucleotides long. RefSeq names its product cornichon family AMPA receptor auxiliary protein 3 (gene CNIH3). Bases 1082 to 1564 code for a protein of 160 amino acids. NCBI's taxonomy places the organism in Eukaryota, Metazoa, Chordata, Mammalia, Eulipotyphla, Talpidae. Gene Ontology annotation, biological process: regulation of AMPA receptor activity; vesicle-mediated transport. Gene Ontology annotation, cellular component: synapse; dendrite. The transcript is spliced from 6 exons. The record is from RefSeq and is a predicted model, not a curated record.
GACUAGCGCGAGUAGCUGCAGCGGCGGCGGCGACCGAGCGCCCCUCGGCGUCACGCCGCCCACCUUUCCGCCGCUCGGUGGCUGCAGUCUCCGCCCGCCUGGGAGGGCGUGCUCGGCGGAGCGGAGCCGAGGGUGGGGCGCCGAGAGGGAGGGAGCCCGCGCCCCGCCGCUCGGUUUCUCGCCGUGGCACAGGCGGCGGCAGCAGCAGGUGGAGCGGGCUCCGCGGCGCGCUGCAACUGGCCUGGAACCCGCCGCUACAGCCCCGCUGGAGGGAGCAGGCCCGCAGGGCUGGAGUCCGUGGCCACCAGGGUCUGAUCCCUAGUUUGCCGGGAAGUUGGGGACCGAGGCCGGCGCUCCGGGACCGCCGCCCGGGCCGGGGCCGGGACCGGGGCCGGGACCGGGACUGGGACUGGGCGCGCCCAGGCGAGCACAGCAGCCCUGGAAGCCCCCUCCGGUGCGCGGGACCAAGGGGACGUGGCUCUUCCAGGCUACCUGACGACCUGUUCUCUCCGGAAAGAGUCGUGGCCGGCUCUGGGAUUUGGGAGGCGCUUGGAGUCCGCCGGGGCACCUUACUGGAGGUUCUCGGUUUGCGCCCUGGUAGCGCGGGAGGGUCCUGAGCCGCGCCCUCGCCUCUCCUCUGGCGUGUAGGCGCGGAGAACAGAGGGUCCGCCCCUGGGGUCCUCGGGGACGGGAGCGUCAUUCACACGCGGUCCUCCUUGGAGUCCUCGCACCCCUCGCCGAGUUUGUCUCCAGGACUCUCAGCUUGGCACUGAUCUGCAGGAGUUCGCUACUGAUUUGGUUUCUUCGUGUGGGGGACAGUUGCCGCCAACGACGCCCGACACACCCUUCCCUGCCUUCGCGGCGGGCUGGCGCCCGGGUCGCGGAGCCGGCGGGAAGCCUGUCCCGGUUCAUGGGCCCCCAAGUCUGUCCCCCCUGCUUGGCGUGCCGUCUGCUAGUCACUGCCUUCGAGGGGAGGGUGCGUGGCUCCUUUUUGCCCCUUUCAAGGCAGUGAGGUCUUGAGGAGGCCACUGACUUCUAGGGGCUUCUUGAGUGUGGCGGGAUUGGGGUACGGGCUGCGACCAUGGCCUUCACUUUCGCUGCUUUCUGCUACAUGCUGUCCCUGGUGCUGUGCGCUGCGCUCAUCUUCUUCGCCAUCUGGCACAUAAUUGCCUUUGACGAACUAAGGACGGACUUUAAGAGCCCCAUAGACCAGUGCAACCCUGUUCAUGCGAGAGAGCGGCUGAGGAAUAUCGAGCGCAUCUGCUUCCUCCUGCGCAAGCUGGUGCUGCCAGAAUACUCCAUCCACAGUCUCUUCUGCAUCAUGUUCCUGUGUGCACAGGAGUGGCUCACCCUGGGGCUGAAUGUCCCAUUACUUUUCUAUCACUUCUGGAGGUAUUUCCACUGCCCGGCAGAUAGUUCUGAACUAGCAUACGACCCGCCUGUGGUCAUGAAUGCAGACACCCUGAGUUACUGUCAGAAGGAGGCCUGGUGUAAGCUGGCCUUUUAUCUCCUCUCCUUCUUCUACUACCUUUACUGCAUGAUCUACACCUUAGUGAGCUCUUAACUCGGGGGCCACACGCGCCACAGAGACUAAGCGGGAGAGGCGGAGGCUGAGAGAUCCACUUCUGCUGGUGGUUGGAGGACAGACCCGAGGGGGAGGAGUGCAAGAGAGCCAUGGACACUUGCAACCGGGGACUGGAGCCACGCGUCAGCCACGGCCCAAGCUGCCCGUGCACAUACGUUGCUGUCUGUGUAUCACAGUCUUUGACAUCCACACCCCACACUCAGGCAGUAGCAGGGUGCUGGGGACAUGCAGCUGAAACACUGAACCUCUCCGGAACCAGAAUUCCUCAUCGAACAGGUCCCUGCAGCAAGUGCACACUGGGCUCCUGGACCACAGGUGGAGGCUGGAAGGUUCUAAGAAACAAAAUGACUCAACGUCAGGGCUGAAUCAUUGAAGACCGCAAGGCUGUGGUGGGCUAUCCGAGACUCUUGUGUUCCUUCCAGGCCAUCGCCAUGCCCUUCACCUGAGUGGGAGGGGACCGGAAGGUGUGCAGAUGGCCUGUCGCUGUCACCAGCCCUGAGCCCACACGGGAGUCGUUUUUCAUGCCCUGCUCUGUGAGAGCCUGGCUGAGUGACAUCACGGAUGAGGGUUGGCACCAUAUGUUGGUAAUGGGUUGUGUGGAGGGCUAACUGGAGAGAGGGGCGUCCUAGUGAAAAAAGACUUACAAGAAUGCUUCAGCACAUUCAGAGUGUUAGUUUUCACCACCACAAACUGUGUUCUUCCAUUGCCACCCAAAGCCACCACAGAGUUAGUGACUGCAAAUCACCUGGUCAGCACUGGGCAAAGCCACCUUCUUUAAGGGUCCAUGGCUGGAAAUGCCAGCAUGAGCGCCUUGGGUGGUGGCAUCUGGCAGCCAAGGAGCGAGAUAACUGAACUACAACCAGUUCAUUUCACGACGCGGCCUCCUUCACUUGUUUUCCAUGCAAGGACAGUUGAUUUCGAACUUUCCAUUCGGUCUUCUUUUUGAGUAGGAGUUGUGCUAGGAGGUGGUAAAUAAUGACAAGGGCGAGGUUUUUAUGAUGGUUCGAUUGGCCACAUUGAUUUUGACCUUUUUCUUUCAACAUCCCUUUUUUUUGUGUUUGACACGCACAGGCUAUUUAUACAUGUACCUAGUUCCCAUCUGAAACCUGUGAUUCAGGUUUAUGAAUGGUGUUUGUGUAACGCGUUGUGGGCUAUGUUUAAAAUGCAGCAACAACUUGGGUGUCUCGCCUACCUGGCUGUCUCAUUUAAACUCCAUUACAGGCUCCAUUUGUCUCCGUAUGGUUGGUGAGUAGGUAGAAAUAGCCAGUUUUCAAAAAGGCAUUUUGUUUCUAAAAAUUCUACAGGAAACAAGAUGCAGAUUUCUGUUCUGAGGCUGAAGGUAUAAAACUGGAAAACUUGAGAGGACAAGGGAAGCAGCUGGGGGAGCUGCGGGGGAGCAGAUGGGAUGCCCAAAGACCCCUGUGGCCAGCACCCUUACCUUGGCAGGGUAGCUGUGUCUAGGGGGCCAGAGUACCCUGAGGGCUGGCCGACUCACCUCCGGACUCCAGUCUCUUCAUCCAGAGAAAUGGCCCAGGGCUCCAGGCCGCAGACCUCAGUCUCACCCACAAGUGUCACAAUAACAUAAAUGGGGGAGGGGGGAGAGGGUCCAUCUUUGCUUCUUAUGUAGGAGCUAUUUUAUUUUUAUACUUUGCUUCUUUUAAAAAAGAUUUAUGGUGACUUAGAGCAGCAAACACAGGCACACAAAGGCUGUUAAAACUAAAAUAGCAAAUUCAGGGCGAUAAAGGAGGAGGUCACAGUGAUCAGCACCACCCUGAGGGGCUCAGUUUACUGUGACUUAGCGGGGUGUGAUAACCAAACCCACUUUCCUCGUGCUUUAUUACCCUGCAGACUUGCGCGCUGGCCUCCUCACAGUCCUAUGGCGGUGAUACUAUGCCUCCACUUUCUAAAAGCUGGCUCAGAGAGGGUAACUGACUUAGCUCCACAGACCCAGACCCCCUGCAAACCCGUGUGGCCAGGCUUAACCCCAUCUUCUUUCCACCACAUCUGGGAGCUGAUGAGCUGUUUCAGGGUCAUGGCAAGCCUGGCUUAGCAUUGAAUUUUUGGAAAAAAGACUACUUUUAAAGAAAGUGCUCUAGAGGACAUGCCUGACUUUCUUUUCCUUCUGUGUCAGCCCCAGCCUUCCUUUCUUCAGGGAGGGUCUUCUCUGAGGCAAUUUGCAGGUACUUCUUGGGCACUUUUUAGGUUGAUGGAAGAGAAACCUCCAAAUAUUUCCCUUUUACAAGUUGUGACUGGGAAAUACUUGCAGUGGUUACCUGGCCCAUGGUAUGCUGUGUCGUGGCCUGAUCUCCCACAAUCUCACAUUGACUCCCCAAAGCAGGCUGGUUAUUCUUGCCCCAUCUUACAGAUGCAACUCAGGGGAGGCAAGUCUUCCCUGCAUGAGCUAAGCAGACCAGGGCGCAACACUGCGAAACACUGUGGUGAGCGGAGAAGUAAUAGCAGGUACUCUGUGGUGUUGGACUCUGAUCUUCAUGACAGUGCCAGGAAGCCCACGCUAUCUGUUCCCAGAGAAAGAAACUCCCAAAAGACAAGUCUCUGGCAGCAGGCCACAGCUGGUAAGCUGUGUAUGUAGCCAUGGUUGGGAUUUAAACUCAGGCCUGCCUCUGCUCACAAUUUUUCCUGCUUGACCAUCUUUGUCUUAUUCUUUAUUGCAUAAAAUGGUGAAGCGGGGGGGCCCUUCCUGGUGGUGCAGUGGGCUGAAGCUCAGUGCUGUGAAGCUGGG